This is a messenger RNA of Cannabis sativa, 897 nucleotides long. RefSeq lists its product as uncharacterized. Gene Ontology annotation, cellular component: endomembrane system. The coding region runs from base 349 to 660 and encodes 103 amino acids. NCBI's taxonomy places the organism in Eukaryota, Viridiplantae, Streptophyta, Magnoliopsida, Rosales, Cannabaceae. The record is from RefSeq and is a predicted model, not a curated record. The transcript has 2 exons.
UUGUGUUUCUAAAUCCAACGGCAGUUAAAAUAACAACAAGAUGAGCUUGAAAGUUAAAAUCACAUUACGUUGCCUUCCCUCUUCCUACCUCCGUCUGAGUGAGGAUAAAUCCUCUCUAUUCUAUUAAUCUAUUACCAAUUCCAAAUCUAAGCAACCUAACCUUACCUCAACAAGUGUACGCAGCACGCCACCGGAACACGCACACGGAUUAUUAGCAUUUAGUGUACAAUUCAUUACUCAAACAGCGAUCCAAUCCAACAACAUCUAUCUCCUGCAAUCCGACUCAGCUCCCUUCCCUUGCUGCCCAAUUUCAGAAACCUUAAUCUAAUCCCCUCCCCGAAUUCGAAAAUGGCGUACGUCGACCAUGCCUUCUCCAUCACGGACGAGGACAUUAUGAUGGGGACUUCCUACACCGUUAACAAUCGCCCUCCUAUUAAGGAGAUCGCGCUCGCCGUCGCACUUCUCUUCUUCGGCACCCUCGGCAUCGUUCUCGGCAUUUUCAUGGCCUACAAUCGUAUCGGCGGUGACCGAGCUCACGGAUCAUUCUUUGCAAUACUUGGAGCGAUCUUGUUCAUUCCGGGCUUUUACUACACGCGGAUUGCGUACUAUGCUUACAAAGGUUACAAAGGCUUUUCGUUCUCCAACAUUCCUCCAGUUUAGCCCAUCUUCUCCGUAUUUCCAUUACCGACAUGUACAAAUUUUUCCCCUCUCUGAUUUGUUGUUUGCCUUUAAAAAAAAAAAAGAAAGAGUUUUUGUUCGUUUUUCUGGUUAUUAAUGCGUGUAAUUAUGUGCUAAUAGUUGUUCUGAAUAUAUUUGUCUAAGUAGUUGAACUUUGUAAUGAAUAUAAGUAUAUUACGAGCUUAUUUCCUCUUUUAUACAAGUAUAUUUACAUCAUUA